Colletotrichum destructivum is the source of this 1741-nucleotide messenger RNA. RefSeq lists its product as uncharacterized. Bases 390 to 1544 code for a protein of 384 amino acids. Lineage: Eukaryota; Fungi; Ascomycota; Sordariomycetes; Glomerellales; Glomerellaceae. The record is from RefSeq and is a predicted model, not a curated record. The transcript has 3 exons.
ACAUUCAAACAUCGUGGUUUGUCGAUGGUGAGAGAAUCGUUGUUGUACCUUGCAGACAUCCGAUCAACCAACUAUUUGCGCCGUGCAAUUUCAGCUCAGGUUCAAAUUCUUGAAGAAGAUCAGACGUUGCUAGCCGGACCUCUCAUUUAUCGCCCAGGCAGUCGAUGACUCGAUAGAUCUGGGUUUCCUACGCAUUCACGUGCUUCAAGCCGUUUUCUUCCGUUCCUAUCUGCACCACCUACAUCCAGGCUGAUUAAUUCAUCUACAUUUCGGCAUCGCUUCUUUUCCACAGUAUUCAAUUUAUAUCAACUCCAAUCUUUGCAUACUGCAAGCAUUUAUCUCUCGUCUGCAGCUGCCAAUCACGCCGGCGGCGGCCUCCUUCUGCCGCAAUGGCAAGUUCGAAGCCGGCCAACGCCGACUCCGCGGAAGCCUUGCACGGACUCCUCAACGAUGUGCUGAUUCAAACUGGCAAGGCAUUGAAGUCCCAGAAUAGGGAAGGUAGGUCUCAGGCUCAGGCUCAGAUUUCGUUACAAUCAAAGCUGCCAGAGAUUAUUGAGACAUUUCACUGGAAGCUGGAUGACCUGGAGAGUGAGAUAAUGAGGGCAAAGGCGGCGUUGCAAAGAGACCUGGACCGGUUCCGGCAACAGAGACAGCCCGUGGAGCAACCCGCACCGAUAGAGGCGCAGACAAGAUCCCCCAUCGCCAUCGGCCUCGACUCAUCGUCUCGGGAGGUGUCCCCCGAGAACAAGGCCCUGGUCACGGAGGCCACGGGCCCGCACCGCGUCCCCGCAGAACCGAGCGCAGCUCCAUCGAUGGCUCCGUUCCCCGACAUGGGAGUCAGCUUCCAGCCAGAACCGGAGCCGGAGCCUCCAGUGAAGCAUGAGACAACCCCCGCACCGCCGGCCAUAAUGGUGCCCAUAGGCGAAGUUAAGGCGGAGCCGAACCUUACCCCUCCGACAUCGCAGCCCCAACCAUCAGGCGCUCCGGAGGCGCCGAUGGAUGACAUGUUCAACCUCAAUGGCGGCGGCGGCGGCGGCGGCGGUGGUGUUGAUACCGCUGUUGGCGGCAAUGAAGCAAACGAUGCCGAGUUCCACUUCACGGACAUGACUUUCAGCCUGGCUCCGGCCAACAACGAUCCACAGCCCCAGCCUAGGGCACAGGAAGCGCCGAUGGACAUAUCGUUCGGCUCGAGCGACAUGGGAGGCGACCUCCUGUCACUCGACAACCUGCUCCCUCAAGACAACAACGCCUCAAAGCAGGAACCGGAAGGCCGAGCCGUCCCUGCGCCUCCCACAGUCGUAGCCGCAGCGCCAACUACAGCAGCCAGCCAACAGAAGCCCGCGGAAGCCAAGAUGGAGAGGCAGGACUCGAGCCUAGACGAGCUGUUUGCCCUCAACGGCAACACGGGCAUGGAUGACAUGGACCUUGACAUGAACAUGGGUGGUGAAGGUGGGGAAGGCAACAACUUUGACGACAUGAUGUUCUUCGACGAUACAGAGAUGGAACAUGGCAAGUUCGACGAGGACUUCUUUCAGAUUCAGUAGGCGGGUGGUAGCCUGGGCUCACAGUAUAGCCUGCAGGCUUUAGCGUUUGCAUGUUAGGAGGAGCAUAACCCGCAGUUUUUAGGUAUUUGAUUUCGGAGCCGGGAAAAGUAGUCACUUCUUUGGGUGGUGGUUCUGGAGGCUUCAGUUAAAACGGAGGCUCUCCCGGUUUGCCUCAAGUGUGAGACUCAUAUGUUGAC